Molecule: messenger RNA, 5160 nt
Organism: Schistocerca nitens (vagrant locust)
Lineage: Eukaryota; Metazoa; Arthropoda; Insecta; Orthoptera; Acrididae
Exons: 9
Coding region: 265-2400 (711 amino acids)
Biological process (GO): triglyceride biosynthetic process
Cellular component (GO): plasma membrane
Molecular function (GO): diacylglycerol O-acyltransferase activity; long-chain-alcohol O-fatty-acyltransferase activity
Source: RefSeq, a predicted model, not a curated record
GUCUACUACCGCCCCAGGGCACCGUUCUGGGACCUACGCUAAGGCGGCAGCAGCUGGUACUGCGGGCUGGACAAAAGGAACCUGGCGAUAAGGCUAGAGCAGCGAGUGGAGCGCCCAAUCGGGCAAAGUUUUCCAGAUAAGCACAAGUAUGAAAUAAACCGGUGUGGGGCUGCGGACGUGAAACGACAGCCAAUCAGUGACGAGCGCGUGGGAGUCUGUCCGGAAGAUGAAAUAUUAUGGGCAGCCCAUAGACAGCUAGAGAAGAUGAGGGUCUUCAUUUACCGCGUCUUUGCAGUCAUCUCACUCUUCGUCUUGGCGCCUUACCUGUUCGCCGCCUAUGUCGCGACGGUGGCGUGGCGGCACGUGUACCUGCGCGUGGCGCGCUGGCUCUGGCCGGACCUGGAGGUGGUGUCGCCGGUGACGGUGCGCGCGCUCAUGGACACGCGCCGCAACCAGGCGCUGCUCACCGCCGUCGUCGGGCUGCGCACCGCCGUCGACCUGGCCGCCCUGCAGGCGCGCGUCAGCGAGCGGCUGGUGGAGCUGUGUGAGCCGGGCGGCGGGCUGCGCUACCCGCGGCUGCGCUACGCGCUGACCACGGCGUGGGGCCGGUACGCGUGGCGCGAGGAGGACGCGUUCCACCUGGAGGCGCACGUGGUGGCGGCGCCGUCGCUGCCCGCGCCCGCCGUCGACCACCCGUGGGCGCAGCAGGCGGCCAGUGACGUGGCCGGCAGGUUCCUGCCGCACCACCUCUCGCCCUGGCAGGUCGCCCUGCUGCCCGGCGGCCGCGUCGUCGUCAUCCGCCUGCACCACCUGCUGCAGGCAGAGGGCCCGCGGCUGCUGGACAUGGUGUCGGCCGUGUGCGCGGCGGCGCUGCUGCAGGAGGACGACGAGAUACCACCGCCGAUGCCCGCCCCCUCGCCGCCUCCCGCGCCGCCUACGCCGGUGCUGCGCACACUGCCUGCGCUGUGGGCGGCGCUGCAAGAAACGAGUAAGGACGCUCUGCGGGCGGCGGUGGCCCGCUGGGAGCCAAAGGGCGGCGCCGCCCCCAGGGACCUGCCGGCGUUGCUGGCCGUAGUGGCGGGCGCGUGGGCGGCAGCCGGGUGCGAGGAGCUGACCACCAAGACGCGCCGUCCCCACAUCACCACGGCGGACGCCCUGCGCGCCAUCUCGCCGCCCGCCGUCUUUUGGGCGUCUCUCAGGGUGUGGUGGUGGGUGGCGGUGGUGGCGACGGUGCGGCUGCCGCUGUGGUGGACGGUGCAGGUGGCGCAGCUUGUGGUGCGGGGGCGGCGGUCGGCGUUGGCGGCGCAGUGGCGGCUGGCGGCAGCCGCGGGGGCGGAGCUGCGCUGGCUGUGCCUGCAGCUGCUGGACGGCCCGCUGGCGAUGCUGCGGCAGGCGCUGCACCCGGGGAACGCCAGCGCCAGGUCCAUGCGCGCCGGCUCCUUCACCGGCCGCAAGGUGGUAGCGUGGUCGCGGCGCGUGCAGCUGCCAGAGGGUGCGGACGCGACGUCGCUGCUGGCGGCCGCCACGCUGUCGCUGCGCGCCUACUUCCAGUCACUGCACGCGGCCAGCUGCGAGGACGCAGUCUGCUCGUGCCCGUGCCCUCUGCCCGCACGCGUGCUCUGCCUGGCCGGCGUGUCGCAGCGGCCUGGCCUACUCGCGCUGCCGCUGCCCACCAACCCGGCCUGCGACUUCGCCGCGCCGGGACACCCGCAGGCCGCGGAGACGCUGUGGCUGGUGCGGCACGAACUUCGGCUUGCUCGCCGCCAGCAGGCGCUGCUGCAGCGCUUCCUGAGCGACGGCAGCGCCUUGCCGCGGCUGCUGCCCUCGACGCUGGUGCGCGUUCUGCUCAACGCCGCGUCGCGCUGCUACCCCGUGCGCGUCUCCAUCAUUCCCGCCGUCGACGAGCUGGUGCCCGCCUCCGAGAGCCUCGUCCUCUGGCAGCCGCCCCAGGGAAACGUCUGCCUGUCGCUAUCACUGCUGCUGGAGAAAGACGGGACGAGCUGCCGGCUGGCCGUCAUGGCAGACGCUUUCGUGACGCCGCAUCACGCCGCCAUCGCAGAGGCCUUCCCCGACGCGGUGAACACCAUAGCCCAGGUCAUGCAGGAGCAGCGACAACGGCCUGCCCAAAGAUCGAGGUCCCAGUCGCCGGACCCGUCUCACAAGUCAGCCACUGCGUCACGGCCAGAGACGCCGCUGCCUUCACCCGGCAAGACGCCACCGCCGCCCCCGACACCUGACAAGACGCCGCCCCCGACGCCACAUCCGUCAAGCCCGGGUUCGUCGUCCCCGCCGCCAGCGCCAUCUCCGCCGUCAACGCCAUCUCCGCCACCUGCACAGGAGCUGUCGCCGCCAGGCUCACAACACGCCUCACCACCCACGCCACCAAGAUCACCGCACUAGACUUGUAAGGACGCGAUCGUCAAGAUAAACGCACUAAAGUGAAAGCACUAUCACUGUACUUGCCUUUCUCUUCCGAUAUUGUGUUGAAGCGCCCUCCAGUGCACACCACCUGAUGAUAGUUUCCAUUCAAGUACCCGCAACGUAGUUUGACCCCUAUUAAAAUACGCAAAAUAAUAUCACAGAUGAGCAGCACUUGUGUUUAUCUUCGCAUGUUUAUAAAUAUACACCAUACGAUACCGUGUGGUAUGAAGUUACUCAUUUCUCUUUAACUAGACCAUAUAUUUCCACAGAACGCUUGAAGAAACCAAAUUCUGAAACAGAUCUGUGUCAGUUUAGUUAAAAUAUGCAUAUGAUUCUGGAGCAUUAACAAUUGUCAAUUAUUAUAAAACAAUUUUAUUUUGAGUUCCAGUUGCCAAUUUUUACAGGUAUGGCCAGUCUUGGCAGUUAAGUCCUCAUCAGCUAUCUGAUGAUGUCAUAAACGCCGAAAUGAGUCAUAGCUGCGAAAAAUUUGCGACUGGGAAUGAGUUUUUUAAGAUAAUUAUAAAAAUAAAAAUAUUUUAUCUUGGCAAUUUUAUGUUGCCACUUUUAAUGGAAUGUAUUUUCAUUCAUUCAUUCAUUCAUUCAUUCAGUGAAGUUUCAUUCACAUUUCAGAAUAAAAAUUUCCUCUUACAACCAAUACAAGUACAUAAUGAAACCACAUAAUUUUCGUUGUGUCUCGCUAUAGGAUGACGAAAUCAGUAACAGACAUAAAACGUUUGCGACUGGGACUGAACUGUUUUAAAGUAAUUAAGAAAUUAAAAAUAUUUUAUUUUGCGACUUUUAUGUUACCACUUUUAAUGGCAUGCAUUUACACUCACUGAUGUUUCAAGAUAAUCACUCUGUCACAGCUGUUACACCAUUACAAAUUAGUUACAUGUGACAAUAGAAUCCUCCGAUUUCCCUGUGCUGUUAUUAUUGCUGGUAAUUCACAUUCCUCGUUACUUUGUUAUCAGGGAGACAACACGAUUUACAAAAAUCUAAAUUUAUCAACAACUGUAAUCUGCCAAAAAUGCAAUAAAUAGUGCCUAAACAAAAUUAUGAAAAAUAAUUAGAAAGAGGUUUCAAAAUCUGUAAACUUGGAUGAGAAUUGUCAGAUUACAAGAGUUUCUGAUUCUUAGUUUCUGUUACAUGUUUCAUAAAAGCAAGAGCAGAAAUAUAUAGAAUAUUGAAUCUUACCUACACAGAAAAGAAUAAACAAUGAGAAUGUAUAUUUACUGCAUGAAGGAAAAGUGCUCAGUAAUUUACAAUAUAUGUAAUUGAAUCAUGUAACAAUAGUAUUAUUUGAUUAAAAACAACUUUGUGUAGUAGACAGUUUUUUCUUCACCUUGAAAAGCAUGAAAAAUUUUCCGUACAUGUAUAAAUGACACUGAGCCUCUUACCUGUGGCUUCUAUCACUAUGAUGGUAAAAAGACUAUGAGACUAAAUGACGGAAAAUUAUGUUUUCACACUCAUUUCAUCAAAUGACUAUGGAGGAAGAAGACACAAAAAGAAAAACUUUAGUUAUACUUUUACUGUUAUGUACUUUAAACAUUAAAUUAUAUAUAUUACAUUAGCUGUAUUCCAUUGAAACCAUAGAGAGCGAUCUAUGGCACCUGGAAAUUAAUCAAAAACAUACAUUUUUUCAUGAACAAUACAAUAAAAUAAUUUGAUAUAUAUAUAUAAUGUUAAAUUAUUGUAUUGUAUAUAUACCACAAUUAUGCUUUUGGUUUCUGAAAAUAUCAUCCUUAUAAAUUGAUUUUCUACAUAAUUGAUUUUUAGCACAUUACUGAGGGGAAACAUGCAGAAUAAAUUAGUUUCUUUAUUUAUGUUAUUAUUUUACAUGCUGCAAACUUAGGUACUACAAUAGUUCUUCUCAUUGGGUUUUCCAGUUAAGACUCUGGUCAAUCUCUAGUCCUAAAAACUUAGCACUUUAUACUUCUUCCAUUUCAUUCUUUGAAGGAACUAUUUUUAUAAUUACUGGAAUUCUAUGAGAAGGACUGACUGGUAUGUACUGAAUCUUAUCAGUGUUUAAUGAUAAUCCAUGUACUGUUAUGUGAUUGAUAUGGAACUGAUACAUUAUGAUUUCUGUCAUUCAUUUCAGAUGAAAAGUGUGAAUAUGCUGUGUCAUCUCCUCUACUUUAACUUUUACCUGAAGAUAUCAUACUUCAGGAAUUAAAAUCCAUAGCCAAAUUACAAAAUAUUACGAUUCUGUAUUUUCUGAUUUAUUUAUUCUUAUGUCAUCUGUCAAUGUUUUUCUGAUGUAAGUGCUCAUAAAUUCUAUCCUUGAUCGAUUUUUUAAAUUCUUGCUGCAAUGAGAAGUAUUUGUGGUACUACACUAAUGUAUAGUCUCCAUUUCUGUGAAGUGCCUUGACUGUAGCAUGUUUAUAUCUAUCUGAGUAAGAAGUAAUGUGAAAUGAUCCAUUACACAAGUAACUAAAUAUAUUUCAAAAUCUAGCUGAACAACAAUUAAUUUAUUCUAUAGUUGAUUUCAUCAUAACUUAUCAACAUUUGUUUACAAGCGAAUUGAUAUUAAAUAUUCUUUUGCAACUGUAGGGUAACUGAAUUUAACAAAUUUAUUCCAGAAUGAUUUUCUCAUAAAUUGUAGAUUGCCUACAACAGACAUGUUCAAACCUUAACUUAUCUGCUACUAAAAAAAUGUUAUUUAAAGUGUCUCAAUUUUGGAACUAUUUUGGCUCAGUUCAUUAUCUGUUUUUGAAAAAAUUACUUCAUUGUAUUGAUUAA